Molecule: messenger RNA, 1666 nt
Organism: Oenanthe melanoleuca
Lineage: Eukaryota; Metazoa; Chordata; Aves; Passeriformes; Muscicapidae
Gene: CTHRC1
Product: collagen triple helix repeat containing 1
Exons: 4
Coding region: 103-801 (232 amino acids)
Source: RefSeq, a predicted model, not a curated record
CCAGGGGAGGGAGCUGGGGCUGCGCGCUCUGAAAGGCUCAUUUAUAUCCAGAGCGGGGUCCGGGCUGCUCGGCCGCCGGCCCGGCUCGCAUCCCGCCGCACGAUGCUGGCGCUGCUGCUGGCGCUGCUGCUGGCGGCGGCCGCGCCGCACGGCGGCUCCGACAGCCCCAGGGCGAAGCAGAAGGAGAAGGCGCUCCGGCAGCGGGAGGUGGUGGACGUGUACAAUGGCAUGUGCUUACAAGGCCCCAGCGGUGUUCCUGGGCGGGAUGGAAACCCCGGAGCCAACGGCAUCCCUGGCACCCCCGGGAUCCCGGGCCGGGACGGGCUGAAGGGGGAGAAGGGCGAGUGCCUGCGUGAGAGCGUGGAGGAGUCCUGGACACCCAACUUCAAGCAGUGCUCGUGGAGCGCCCUCAAUUACGGCAUCGACCUGGGCAAGAUCGCGGAGUGCACGUUCACCAAGAUGCGCUCCAGCAGCGCGCUCCGCGUGCUCUUCAGCGGCUCCCUCCGGCUCAAGUGCAGGAGCGCCUGCUGCCAGCGCUGGUACUUCACCUUCAACGGGGCAGAGUGUGCUGGGCCACUGCCCAUUGAAGCCAUCAUAUACCUGGAUCAAGGGAGCCCAGAGCUGAAUUCUACUAUUAACAUACACAGAACUUCUUCAGUGGAAGGUCUGUGUGAAGGGAUCAACGCUGGCUUGGUGGAUAUUGCCAUCUGGGUUGGGACAUGCUCAGACUAUCCACGGGGAGAUGCUUCUACUGGAUGGAAUUCAGUCUCCCGAAUCAUCAUUGAAGAACUGCCAAAAUAACUUCCCUCCCUUUUUAUAAUACCUUUUUUUUAAAAAAAAAAUUGUAUUAUUUUUUUCAGAAUUUAUUUCAAUAGAGUUGGAUGCAAGUUCUGGACUGAAAGGCACCAAAGCCUUGCAUCUGUAGCCUGUCUUGUUUUGCACAUGGCAGAGGCUUUUUAUAAUAAUCGUUUUAGAAUACAAGUAUCAAAACCAAGUUCAUUAACAUUUUACAUUUCUUUUUUGAUGUAAUACCACCACUGUUUUUAGAAUUAACUGUAACAUUUUGUAUCAAAUAAAUAAGACCUUUUACAAAACAAAAUCUAGGUUAUUUUAUUGAACAUUAAUCUGUUUCAGGUAUUUUACAUGGUGUUGUGAUACACAAUUUUUUAGAAGGCUUUAUAGAUAAAGUUCUAAGAAAGUAAAAUCAGGUGCUGGCUUUAGCCUUCAGAAAACAUACAUAAAAUUCACUCCUGUAAAGCUAAAUGCUGAAUAGGAUGCUCUGCUAUUACAGUCUUGUCUCUCAACAAACUCCUGGUGACUUGUGACCUAGACAAUGUGGUAAGUGUUAAAUACCUCAUUAUAAAUAACUGAACAAAACCAGACUGUCUAAGCUCUCUUCCCACUCUUGCUUCUUGAUAGACUGGAUUUCACUGGUCUUCAUUACUAAGAUGCAGACAUGAAAUAAUUUUACAGUUACAACACUUAAUUUCAUUGCUCCAAUAAAAUAAUUCUCCUGGAUUUAGCCUUUCAGAUACAUAGAAUCACUUUGGUGUUGGUUAAAAGCUAGAUAUAUUAAACAGUUCAGAAGAUACAGAAAUAAGGCAGGUUUUUCAAAAAGUGAGCUGGUAAAGUGAAACAAUGAUUUCACAGCUGUUAGACAAGUGAC